UGUACUUCUUCUUUCCUGGAGCAGAAUUUUCUUGCACGAAAGAAGAUGAAGCGAAACUCUGCCUAUUUUGCUAUAGUUCUUGCUUCACUUUUGACUUUCUGCAGUUGUGAUAGCAAUGGAACAAUACCUGCAAUAAUCUGGCAUGGAAUGGGUGACUCGUGCUGUAACCCUCUGAGCAUGGGAUCCAUUAAGACAAUGCUGCAAAAUAAAAUUCCUGGUAUUUAUGUGCGUUCAUUGAUGAUUGGGGACAAUGUCAUACAGGACACUGAGAAUGGCUUCUUUAUGAAUGUUAAUGACCAGAUCAAACAGGUGUGUGACAAAGUUGCCAAUGAUCCAAAGCUGAAAAAUGGUUAUAAUGCACUGGGAUUCUCGCAAGGUGGACAGUUCUUACGUGCUGUUGCCCAGAGAUGUCCCAACCCUCCCAUGCUGAACUUGAUCAGCUUUGGUGGACAACACCAAGGUGUUUUUGGAUUUCCCCAUUGCCCUGGAGAAAACUCCACCAUUUGCUCUGUGCUCAGAAAGUUGCUUAAUUUUGGAGCGUAUGAAUCAUGGAUUCAAAAUAACCUUGUCCAAGCUGAGUACUGGCAUGACCCUCUGAAUGAGGCUGAGUACAGAGAAAAGAGUGUGUUCCUAGCAGAUAUCAACCAAGAAAAGGAGAAGAAGCCCAAAUAUAAAGAGAACCUAAUGAAAUUAAAGAACUUUGUGAUGGUCAUGUUUGGCAAAGACACCAUGGUUGAUCCAAAGGAAUCUGAGUGGUUUGGUUUUUACAAGCCUGGCCAAGGAGUAGAGAAAUAUACUCUGCAAGAGAGUCCACUGUACCAAGAGGAUUGGCUUGGACUGAAGCAAAUGGAUAAGGACAAGAAGCUCCAUUUCCUAACUGCUGAUGGUGAUCACCUGCAGUUUACAGAAGAGUUUUUUUAUGAACAGAUCAUUCCAUUUUUGAAGUAAAUUUUACAAGGUGUUUGAACAGUUAAUAACUCCUCUUUCAACGGUCAUGUGACUGUUUAACCUUCUGUAGAAAAAGGAUUAAUUACAAGAACUUAGAUGAUAAAGUGUUUGUAAAUGCAUGACUGGGUAUUUCACAUUUUUAUAGAAUGACUUUUUGAUAUUUUGAUGGCACUUGAGAUCAGAUAUAAGCUAGUGUUUGUUAUACUUACAAAAUGUUAAAAACUGUCUCAUCAAAAUGAAAUACAAAAAAAAGGACAUCAACAUUGCAUUUCUUUAUUAAUUAAAUACUUAAACUAUUACUUUAAAUAAUACCAUGGCACAAAAGUACCCAAUUUUGUAAAAUCUUAAAAAUAAAUACCUUAAAAGUUUG
Messenger RNA from Stylophora pistillata, 1318 nucleotides. Its product is annotated as palmitoyl-protein thioesterase 1. Gene Ontology annotation, molecular function: palmitoyl-(protein) hydrolase activity. Gene Ontology annotation, biological process: protein depalmitoylation; receptor-mediated endocytosis. The record is from RefSeq and is a predicted model, not a curated record. Gene Ontology annotation, cellular component: lysosome. Lineage: Eukaryota; Metazoa; Cnidaria; Anthozoa; Scleractinia; Pocilloporidae.